Molecule: messenger RNA, 1019 nt
Organism: Lytechinus variegatus (green sea urchin)
Lineage: Eukaryota; Metazoa; Echinodermata; Echinoidea; Temnopleuroida; Toxopneustidae
Product: probable peptidyl-tRNA hydrolase 2
Exons: 6
Coding region: 73-657 (194 amino acids)
Cellular component (GO): mitochondrion; cytosol
Molecular function (GO): peptidyl-tRNA hydrolase activity; protein binding
Source: RefSeq, a predicted model, not a curated record
AGCAGCUGCGCAAAAGCUCGAUAAUUACAAGUUUGACCCCCUUAAUUCGGGUGUAUCAUCUGUUAAUUAGUCAUGGCCGGACAGUCUGAAGGCAACCAAGCAGAGCUUUCAGCUGAAGCCAAUGUCCCAUGCAUGGCAUUUGUAGAGGUGUUAACCAUGAUGGGCAUCGACAAGAAGCUGGCUGAAAAGGCUGUUCAAACAACUCAUAAUGUUUCAGCAGAAGCUGCAGUAGCUUGGGUUUUUCAGAAUGCCGACAUGUCUGCAGGUGGACUCCUGGCAGAUGAUCCAAUGGACUUUGAUAAUGUCAAGAUGGUGUUUGCUGUCAAUACCUCCUUGAAGAUGGGAGUCGGUAAAGUAGCUGCUCAAGUAGGCCAUGCAUGCUUGGGUCUCCAUCGGAUACUUAUGCGGGAGCAGGAGCAGUAUGCAGAGCAGCUACUACAAUGGGAAGCAGUUGGAGAAGGGAAAAUUGUUUUGAAUGGGGAGUCAAAAGAGCGAUUGGAACAACUUCAGUCUCAGGCUGUUUCUCUUGGUCUUCCCAGCUAUCUGGUGCAAGAUGCGGGCAGAACGCAGAUUCCAGCAGGUUCCUGUACAGUCUUAUCAAUAUUUGGAUUGGCCAGCAAGGUGGAUCUCGUCACUGGCCAACUAAAGCUUCUAUGACGACGAUAUGCUUUAGAUGAUAAACAUAUUUAUUUGAAGCCAAAAAUAAACGGCACACAGCUAAAUGUACUGCUUGUUCGAUAUGCAGAAAGGUCUACAGCUUGCCAACGCUUGAAUAUGGUCUAGCAGUGAUGAUGUUGGCUGUCUGCUUCUGAUUAUUAUGGACUUUGCAAAUCAACAUAAACUCAGUGAUGGUGUUGUUUUGAAAGACACUGUAUUUGGCAUGUUGUCUCUUUCAUGGACAAUCACAGUGGAGGACACGUUUUACCUUGAUAUAUUCCACUUGUCCUAAUUCUAGAAUGCUGAUGCUGCUGAGCACUCUUGUUUCAUAUUAUACUAGUAUAUUCUUUAAAGGACAAGUC